Messenger RNA from Lytechinus pictus (painted urchin), 4549 nucleotides. RefSeq names its product probable ATP-dependent RNA helicase DDX56. Bases 40 to 1719 code for a protein of 559 amino acids. Gene Ontology annotation, molecular function: nucleic acid binding; RNA helicase activity; ATP binding. The transcript is spliced from 13 exons. Lineage: Eukaryota; Metazoa; Echinodermata; Echinoidea; Temnopleuroida; Toxopneustidae. The record is from RefSeq and is a predicted model, not a curated record.
AGGAAAGGCAAGCUAUCGGCCACAUGCGGAAUUUUAAAGAUGGCGGCCUCCACUCAUGAAAAAAAUGUGGCUUCAUUUCGUGGUAUGGGUUUAGAUGAUCGCGUCCUUAAGGCCCUUGCAAAGCUUGGCUGGUCUAGUCCUACUCUGAUUCAAGAGAAAGCUAUACCUCUUGCCUUAGAAGGAAAGGAUAUACUGGCCCGGGCAAGGACUGGAUCUGGCAAAACAGCAGCCUAUGCUAUCCCUCUUGUUCAAAAGAUCCUAAGUUCAAAAGAGACAGCUAGAGAACAGGCAACUCGAGCUUUGGUCUUGGUACCCUCCAGGGAACUCUGUUCACAGGCCUAUAGGAAUUUACAGGAGAUCAGUAAAUGUUGCUCUAAAGAAAUCCGAUGUGCUGAUGUCUCCGGUCAAGUGGAUCUGUCAGCCCAGAGACCCCUUCUUAUGGAGAGACCGGACAUAGUUCUCGGCACACCCAGUCGGAUCUUGGCCCACAUCCAGGCCAAGAACUUGUCUCUACAGAGAUCCCUUGAGAUGCUCGUCAUCGACGAAGCAGACUUAGUAUUUUCCUUCGGCCAUGAGGCGGACAUGAGGGCACUGCUCUCUCAUUUCCCAAAGAUUUAUCAAGCCAUAUUGAUGUCAGCUACGUUAAGUGAAGAUGUAAAGACCCUCAAGAAAUUGGUCUUACACAAUCCAAUAACACUCAAACUUGCAGAAUCUCAACUUCCAGAAGCAGACCGCCUAAGCCAGUAUCAAAUAAGGUGUAUAGAAGAGGACAAAUUUCUACUCAUCUACACACUUCUGAAACUCAAGCUAAUCAGAGGCAAAACCAUCAUCUUUGUCAACUCAAUAGACAGGUGUUACAGACUGAAACUGUAUCUCGAGCAGUUCUCAGUAGCUGUGUGUGUACUGAACUCAGAAUUACCGGUGAAUUCAAGGUGCCACAUCGUAAACCAGUUCAAUACUGGCCUUUAUGACAUCAUCAUAGCCUCCGAGGAAUCUAGUCUCUUUGAAGGACGGAAAACGGAUGAAACAGAUGAGAAGAAAGAGAGGAAAGGAAAGGGUCACAAAGGAAAGCAAAAGAAAGAUAAAGAGUAUGGAGUGUCAAGAGGGAUUGAUUUCCAGAAUGUCUGUAAUGUUAUCAACUUUGAUUUCCCUGAGAGUGUCAAGUCUUACAUCCACAGAGUGGGAAGGACAGCAAGAGGAGAAAAGAUGGGAACAGCGUUAUCAUUUGUAAAUGAGGAUGAGCAAAAUCUUCUUGAUAAUGUAGAACAAGAACUUGUUGGAGAUGAUGGAACACCUUUAGUCAAACCGUAUCAGUUCAAGAUGUCAGAGAUUGAAGGAUUUAGAUACCGUGCCAAGGAUGCAAUGCGAGCAGUGACAAGGGUAGCAGUUCGCGAAGCCCGGGUGAAAGAGAUCAAACAAGAGAUCUUCAACUCCAAGAAACUCAAGGCCUUCUUUGAGGACAACCCAAGGGACCUACAGCUGUUGAGACACGACAAGGUGUUGCAUCCUGCCAAGGUCCACUCAGAUCUCAAGAAUGUACCAGAAUACCUUGUCCCCAAGGCAUUGAGAGGUACCAUACCAACUACAAGCAGACGGAGAGCUCCAAAGAGGACAGCGGAGGGCACUGUGGGACAGAAGAAAGAGUCUAGGAUAGCCAAAAUGAAGAGGAAAACUGAAGAAGAUCCACUGAAGAGCUUCAAAUACAAGGGAAAGAAAUGACAUCAAGGACCAAUAUGAUACUGAACCCAGGUGGACCCUUGUUAAGUGAGCCAUUAAAAGAACUUUGUAGGACCAUGUGCAUGGAGCAUGGAGAGCUGCAAUGGUAUCUCCAAUCAGACUCUUGUAUAUGGAACAUAGUGAACUACUCUUAAAUAUGCUUCUGGACGACAACAUAGGAGUGUCAUCUUUGUACAUCAAUGCCAUCAAACGGGCUAUCUACAGACUUGGUGAUUUCAAGUCCGGUGUUGGCGUUGGUGUUGUAAUUUGGAUUGCUUCCCCUAGCUCCAAAACCUAUUCUUAGUUUGUAAAACUGAUCCAGAUCACACUAUUGACAUCCUAACCACUAGUGAGUGACUUUUCAGGACCAUCUUCAUUCUAUGUUUGGUGUAAUACUCGUGUUAAAAUUGACCUAACACCAAAAGGUCAACACUGAACUUGAAAUCCCCCGUUGUGACUUCAGAAAGAAUUCAUCCCGUCUCUCAAUAUCUCUUCUCUCUUUCUUUGUCUGUCUGUCUCUUUCUGUUUCUUUCUGUUUCUCUCUGUCUCUUUCACUUUAAUCCUUCCUCCACUUAUUGUAGAAUGUAUUACACUUAAAUCCCUAGUUGUGUUUGGUAAAUAACGCAUUACUGAAUCAUUGAGAUCACGCUCAUGAGAUGUACUUUACUCUCUAUUCAUCAACGACAUUGCACUUGUGAUAUCAUUGGCACCUAAGCAUGAGUUUUACUCACACUUUAAAGGGGAAUGAAGCCUUUGGAAUAAGUAGGCUUGUAUCGAAACAGAAAAAUCAAAGAAACAUAUCAACGAAAGUUUGAGAAAAAUCGAACAAACAAUGAGAAAGUUAUGAGCAUUUGAAUAUUGCAAUCACUAAUGCUUUGGAGAUCCUCCCAUUGGCAAAGCGACAAGGAUGUGUGAUGUCACAUGUGAACAACUCCCAUUGGACUAUGGAAUACCCCCAAAAUGUCUCUUUUUGCUUUUUUUAGGGUGAUACAAACUCUUUAUCCAUGAUGUAUUCUUUAAAAAUCUGUAGUACAUGCCCUCCUAUAGAAAGAACACAUGAUCUACUGAUAUAGCUCUUCCCCGAUAUCAGUCUCCUGUGUGGUUGCUUUUCUGAAUCGUAGGAUCAGCCGUGGUGAAUCCUGUAGGUUUGCACUAAGAGCUGCAGCCAUAUACUCUGUAGAUGCAGGGGUAGGUGAUACUGACUUCAAAGACAGUUCUACUGCCAGUGAUGAACUUCAUCAUUCCAUGCACAAAGAAUGUCGCUAUCUGAUUCGUAAAAUAUUAAUCAUGCGAUAAAUUGUAGGUUUACCCAUCAGAUGUUAGUUCGGCAUAUCGCUUGGUCUAUAGAUUCACCAAUGGUUAAAUUAUCUGGAGUAUUCCCAAAACAAAAUUCUGCUGGAUUGUUUAUUUUCUAUCAGAAAGGCUUCUAUAUCCAAUCAACUUGGAUUGAUUCAUAUGGACCCAUCAAAUCAGUUAGGUCAGCUAGUUACCUUCACUGUCUCACUAUUCAGUAAUGUUAAGGAUUUGGUGCCAAAAGUAAGACACUCAAACAAGACACCUUUUGCAAAUGCACUGAAACCAUCUUUUAUAGCAGUUUAUAGAUCUUAAGACAUUCACUCUAUCAUUAAAUACAUCUAAUGUAAUUUAUUGGUAGUGAUUUUGUUUUGGGUCUUAAGGGAUGAGCAUUACAUAAGUGAUAACAAUUCCCCAGUCUUCAAUAGCACAGAGCACUGGAUGUUGUAACAAAUCAAGGUUUUGAAUCUGUUCCUUAAGGACAGGAGUAGCUUGAUUAGUCAAACAUCAAUCACAUUCACCUUUUUCUUCCACUUUGUCAAAUUCAUGGAGUAUAGUGAGUGAUUGUGUAAGCGACCGGCCUUGUAUUACAGAAGGUGCGCGUAAUAAACAUUAAAAAAAAAAUUAUACGCUCAAAAAUUCGCAACAUCCUUCCAAAGGGAACUUGAAAAAUAGCCAAAAACACAUUUUCAGUCUUUAUAUUCUCAAAAUAAUAAAAAAAUUGCAAAAAUAGCUAAUCAGUGAUUUUGUCGUAUUCUCAACUUUUCCCAUGGAAAACACACGUUCAGUAUACGAUACCAUUUUCAAGUGACCAAUAUAUUUCACAUGUGAAGAGGGGUCCGAUUAGAAGCUGAUAUCGUAAAGAAAAACGAUUUCAGCAAAAUAUUUACAUAUCUAUAUUUUGUAGGUAUUUGUGAGUAUAUGGUGAAGUUUGGUGAAUUUUAUGAGAAUAUUGUGUUUGAUAUGAUUGAAUUCAUGAAAAGUGUUUGGUAAUACGAUCCACUACCAUACUAGUUCAUCAUCAACCAUCCAAACUCUCCUAUUUGAAGAUCAGCUCGAUGAGGUGGAAAGCAAAGAAAUCGUUUCGUUAAAUUUGUUAAUGCUUUUGUAUUUUAACUUCAAUGUUACAAUAUUUACUUCAUACAGAGUUAUACUAUCUGUAUUGGUGGAUGCGUCAUGGUCUAGUGGUUCUGACUCUCGCCUUUCAAACACGGGGUCGUGGGUUCGAAUCCUAGCCAUGGCAUGUUUUUCUUCAGCAAGAAAUUUAUCCACACUGCUGCAUUUAACCAAAGUUAGGUAAAUGGGUACCCGGUAGUAAGAAAUUCCUUGAAUGCUCGAGCACCCAAUCAAGGUAGCCGUGCUGAAGCUGGGGUAAUAAUAAUAUUGCCAUGUUAAGCAGGGCCCGCUGGGAGAACAGUUUGCGGAACUGAAGUGGCUACCCUGGGUAAAAUAUGACGUUAUUAAUAUUAUUUGCUGAUGAGAUGGAUGCGUUUUUUUUUUAUUUAUAGAGUGUAUGAAUAAAAUACUUUGGCAUAAUGAA